This is a messenger RNA of Neoarthrinium moseri, 945 nucleotides long. RefSeq lists its product as uncharacterized. The record is from RefSeq and is a predicted model, not a curated record. The transcript has 2 exons. Bases 1 to 945 code for a protein of 314 amino acids. NCBI's taxonomy places the organism in Eukaryota, Fungi, Ascomycota, Sordariomycetes, Amphisphaeriales, Apiosporaceae.
AUGGCGUCCCAGGACCAAUUUCGUUCCCUGAAGACGUCCGGUGAUGUUGGACUAUGCGCACAGGUCUGCUCUACCAUCAAGCAGAGAUGCCCCGGCGUUGCCACAUCCCUGGACCAGCUCUUCAAUGAAGAGCUGUACGCAGCUAUGAAGUCACUGUACGAGAAGAGACAGAGCCCAUGGAUCUCAGCUGCCUACCUAGACUGGUUGGUCGCAACUGGCGUUUGGAAAGGAAAGUUCGUCGACAAGGACGUUCCGUGGGACACCCCGGCUCCAUCAAUGCGAGCCGCUCCAGGUAGCCAAGAGUUCUUCAACUACUGGCUCGAGCGUAACAUCCAGGCCAACUAUGACCCGACAGGAACUGAGAACAGCCGAACCAAACAUGAGGAUCACCUUCUUGUUGUCACACGAAUGCGCAACCCACACUUACCCUUUAUGUCAAAGCUGGGCGUAGGUGAGACGGAGAGUGAGGUAGAGCGGAUCCAGGUUGACGCUCUCCUCGAUACAGCCAGCUUGCAGCCGAAUGAUCUGCGCUUCGGUAGACGUGGCAUCUACAGAACGGGUGCCGAUGAAGCAUCAGAGGCCUGUGCUCUCUUAGAUGCUGCAUACCAGUCGCGAUACUCGUAUAUUACAGCAUACGACGCUACCAAAGCCGAAAUCAGGGAUGUCAAGAAUGAGAACUACAGAUUGGACUCUCAGAAUGAGAGACUCAGGGAGCGAAAUGCCUCCCUGACAGGGGCACUUGAGGAGUGCGACCAGCAGUACUGCCUCAUGGAGGAACAGAGAAAAGAGGCCAGCGAAUGUAUUGAGGACCUGAAGAUGAGUUUGGAGGAGCACAAGCGGCGAGAAGCUGCAUUGAGGGAGGUGUACAAAAGACUGGUACAACGUUGCCGCGACCAGAUGGGCUCAGAGGCUCAAUGUAUCUUGGACCAGAUGUACGAAGGCUGA